AUGGCGAUCCAAAAGAAGCACGGCAAAGGACGGCUUGACAAAUGGUAUAAGCUCGCCAAAGAGAAAGGAUACCGAGCCCGAGCGGCCUUCAAGUUGAUUCAAUUGAACAAGAAGUAUGGAUUUCUGGAAAAGAGCCGGGUGCUGCUGGAUCUCUGCGCCGCACCGGGAUCCUGGUGUCAAGUUGCUGCCGAGACGAUGCCUGCGCAAAGUCUGAUUGUCGGUGUCGAUCUGGCUCCCAUUAAGCCCAUCCCCCGCGUCAUCUCCUUUCAGAGCGAUAUUACUACGGACAAAUGUCGAGCGACUAUUCGACAGCACUUGAAGCACAUGAAAGCGGACACGGUUUUGCAUGAUGGGGCCCCCAACGUUGGUGUGGCGUGGGUACAAGAUGCUUUCUCACAAGCGGAACUGGUUCUGCAGUCAAUGAAGUUGGCAACAGAGUUCCUGAAAGAAGGCGGCACUUUUGUCACAAAGGUCUUCAGGUCGAAGGACUACAACGCGCUGCUUUGGGUGUUCAAACAACUAUUUUCAUCGGUCGAGGCUACCAAACCGCCUUCUUCCAGAAACGUGUCAGCAGAAAUCUUUGUCGUAUGCAGAGGGUUCAGGGCACCAAAGAGACUGGAUCCCAAAUUUUUGGACCCGAAACAUGUUUUUGCGGAGUUGCAGGAACCCACACCGAACAACGAAGCCAAGGUUUUCAAUCCCGAAAAGAAGAAGCGGAAACGAGAAGGUUACGAAGAAGGCGAUUGGACACAACAUAAAGAAGUUCCCGUCAGCGAUUUCAUUCACACUUCCGACCCGAUCGCGAUUCUAGGCUCCGUCAACACACUCAGUUUCGAGCAGCCACCCAACGGCGAUCUUGCAUUAGCCACAAUAAGUCGGCUACCCGAGACGACGGCCGAAAUUCGACAAUGUUGCGCAGACUUGAAAGUGCUAGGAAAGAAGGAAUUCCGGACAUUACUUCGAUGGCGGCUGAAAGUCCGCGACCAGUUUGGCCUGUCAAGCAAAGCCAAAAAGCAGGAGCAGGAAACACAGCUCAAACAGCAGGAAGGAGAGGAGGUGGCACAUGUCGAGUCGAUGGAAGACGAUCUCAAACUUCAAGAAGAACUGCAGAGACUGAAGGAUCAAGACUCUAAGGAAAAGAGGAAGGAGCGGCGGAAAGAAAACGAGAGGAAACGCAAAGAGAUCGUCCGGAUGCAGAUGCACAUGACUGCGCCGUAUGACAUUGCAUUGGAGCAGAGUGGCCCGGGAGAUGAAGGGUCUAUGUUCAGCCUCAAAGCGGCUGAUAGGGCUCAGGAUUCUGUUCGGAGUGCCACCGAAGAAAUGGUGGAUGAGGAAGAUCCGGACUCGGAAGCCCCAGAGGAUGGUUCUGAGAGUGAUGAGGAUGAGGCCGGCGACAGGCUUGAAAGGGAACUCGACUUAAUGUACGAAACUUAUCAGCAAAGGAGGGAGGAAGCAGACGCGAAGGCGCGAGCAAAGCGAGCAAGGAAGGAGAAAGAAACCGAUGAAUGGGACGGUCUAUCCGAUGACGCAGAUACCCCUGGCGAUAUUGCGACUGACGCGGGCUCUGAUGACGAGCAAGACGGCUACCCUCUAAAACAAAUUCCGAAGAGUGAGGGUCUUUCCACCAAAGCGGCCAUGUUCUUUGAUCAGGAAAUUUUCCAGGACUUGGGCCUCGAUGAUGAACAAGAAGACUUGGACAAGGAUAGCGCGAUUGAGAUGGACGAUGAUGAUUCUACAGAUCACACAAACUCCGUCGCCGCAAAAGCUUACACAUCGAAAGAGCAGCGAGACAAACCUCUCAAGUCAGCAUUGAAGAAACAACGCCCGUCGCUUCAGUCAGCAGACGUUGAAUCGGAACCCGACGCUGAUACUAUCGUCAAAACCACUGCCUCCUCUAACACCAACCCUCCACGGCCCGAAGAUCCGUUAACACCGUCCGGCCACUUGGAUGUCGAUAUAAUCACCGCCGAAGCCAUGACCCUCGCGCACUCUCUCGCGACCAAGCAAACCACCUCCAAAGACCUGAUCGACGACAAUUUCAACAAAUACACCUUCCGCGACACCGACGGUCUCCCGGACUGGUUUUUGGAUGACGAAGACCGACACUCUCGCCCUAUCAGACCCAUCACGGCCGCGGCCGCGGCCGCCAUCAAGGAAAAGAUGCGCGCGUUGAACGCCCGGCCGAUCAAGAAGGUUCUGGAAGCGAAAGGGCGGAAGAAGAUGAAAGCCGCUCAACGAUUGGAGAAGCUGCGCAAGAAAUCGGCGCUAUUGCUCGAAGACGAAGGGGUAAGUGAAAAGGACAAGGCCUCGACCAUUGCGAGAAUGAUGGCUCGGGCAGCCAAAAAGGGCAGACCGAAGGAGAAGGUCAAGCUGGUCGUGGCGAGGGGUGCGAAUAGGGGUGUCGCCGGCCGCCCCAGGGGCGUCAAGGGCAAAUACAAGAUUGUGGACGCGCGGCUGAAGAAGGAUGUGAGGGCUGAGAAGAGGCUGAAGAAGAAGUUGAAGUAG
This is a messenger RNA of Fonsecaea multimorphosa CBS 102226, 2505 nucleotides long. RefSeq lists its product as uncharacterized. The transcript is spliced from 2 exons. Lineage: Eukaryota; Fungi; Ascomycota; Eurotiomycetes; Chaetothyriales; Herpotrichiellaceae. The coding region runs from base 1 to 2505 and encodes 834 amino acids. Gene Ontology annotation, biological process: rRNA methylation; maturation of 5.8S rRNA from tricistronic rRNA transcript (SSU-rRNA, 5.8S rRNA, LSU-rRNA); maturation of LSU-rRNA from tricistronic rRNA transcript (SSU-rRNA, 5.8S rRNA, LSU-rRNA). Gene Ontology annotation, cellular component: nucleolus; nucleus; preribosome, large subunit precursor. The record is from RefSeq and is a predicted model, not a curated record. Gene Ontology annotation, molecular function: rRNA (uridine-2'-O-ribose)-methyltransferase activity; rRNA (guanine) methyltransferase activity.